GCCCCGCCCCGGGGGCGCUACUUUCGGAACUGUUGGGGUGCGGCGAGCCGGCUCCCCGGGUCCGGUUGGGGUUGCCGAGGAGCCGCCUCCUCCCGCGAGGGGACCCCGGGGAGGCAGCGCCCGCCUCCGGGUAGGUGCCGCAGCCUCGCAGUGUGUGCAAUCGGGACUCCGGGUCACACACACACACACACACACACACGCACGCACACACACCCGCCGCGACGAUGGGGUCAGGUCGCGCUCCAUUCGAAGACAAGGUCAGUGCCCGCGUCCUAAGUCUCUGUGCGGUCGGGCCGCCUCGUUCGAUUCAUCCCCCACGUAUUGGCUUUGUGGCUUUUGGCCGGUCCCUUGACCUCUCUGUGCCUCACCUGACUGCUUUGUAAACCGGGGAAAAUGAUAGCACCUAAGUCGUGGGGUUGUUGUGAGGCUUCAGCGAGUUAAGAUGCGUAACACGCACCAGGCACAGAGUAAGAACGAUUCAAAGAUUUGCUGUUAUCAUUGCUAUUGUUACUUCUCAUUAUGACGGCCUGUUCUCUUUCAUGAAUGACCUUGGCUUUUCUUACGUUUAAGUUUUAGGGCCAUCUGUCAGUUUUCUUCGUGAUGAACGAUUUCUCUAUUUUAGAAAGGAAAAUAAAAUACUCUCAAGAAGAGCCUGUCCCUAAGCAAAGACCCAAGCUGUACUUCAAGGAAAAUUCCAGCGAUCAUCUCUGUUCAUCCAUAAAUACAACUACAGAUCCUCCUGCAGGAGCACGGCGGCCCACUAGAGCCAGAUCCAGGAUGGCUGGAGAAUCGGCGGAGAGCACAGCCUGGGACGCCCAGCCCACAGAGAACCACAUGGGGCCUCUGGUGGCGAAGACGGAAGCCGGAGAGGCCUCUGCCCCCGUGCGGGACGCCAGCCCCCAUCGGGGUCCUGAACACUCGCGCCGGCGCUUCCGGGGCUUCCGCUACCCUGAGGCCGAGGGGCCCCGCGAGGCGCUGAGCCGGCUCCGCGAGCUGUGCCGCCAGUGGCUGAGCCCGGAUAUACACACCAAGGAGCAGAUCCUGGAGCUGCUGGUGCUGGAGCAGUUCCUGACCAUCCUGCCCGCCGAGCUCCAGGCCUGGGUGCGGGGACAGCACCCGGAGAAAGGGGACGAGGUGGUGGUGCUCCUGGAGCACCUGCAGAGACAGCUGGAGGCGCCGACACCGCAGGUCCCAGGUGGUGACCAGGGCCAAGAGCUUGUCUGUCGCGAGAUGGCAGCACUGGCACCUUCCCGCGGAUCACGGAGUGCCCAGUUCCAGCCGGUGAGGGCUCUGCUCAAGCAUGAAUCUCUGGGAUCACGGGCCUUACCGGGCACAGUUCUCCAGGGUCCUGGGCUUGCCCCGGGAGGGCGCUGCAGAGGAGACGCAGUGGUGGCGGCCAGGCUGCCGCCAGAGCCCCAGGGCUUGCUGAAAACGGAAGACGUGGCCCUGGCUUUCUCCUCUGGCUGGGCGCAGCUGGAUUCCUCUCGGGGGAGCUUCCACGGAGAUGAAGGGCGGGAGAACCCCGGCGGCCUGACCUCCCCGGGUGGUGAAACAGAGGCCGAGAUCCGGGCCCUGCCUGUGGACGAGGUCCGGCCAGUACAAGAGUCUGGGGGAAUACCACGCCCCCUGCGUGAAGACACUGCCCAGAUUCCUGAAGGCACUGAAGCUGGCGAACAGGAGGGCAGGUUCCCGAGAAAGCAGAAAACUGCCACAGGAAGUAGGCGGCACUACUGUCAUGAAUGUGGAAAGAGUUUUGCUCAGAGUUCAGGCCUGACUAAACACAGGAGAAUCCACACCGGGGAGAAACCCUAUGAAUGUGAAGACUGUGGCAAGACCUUCAUCGGGAGCUCUGCCCUCGUCAUCCAUCAGAGAGUCCACACUGGGGAGAAACCCUAUGAGUGUGAGGAAUGUGGCAAGGUGUUCAGUCACAGCUCAAACCUCAUCAAACACCAGAGAACCCACACUGGGGAGAAGCCCUACGAGUGUGAGGAGUGUGGGAAAACCUUCAGCCAGAGUUGCAGCCUCCUUGAACAUCACAAAAUCCACACAGGGGAGAAGCCGUACCAGUGCAACAUGUGUGGCAAAGCCUUUAGGCGGAAUUCACAUCUCCUCAGACACCAGAGGAUCCACGGCGAUAAAAAUGUGCAGGAUCGUGAAUGUGCAGAGACCUGGGAGAGUCAGGGGAGGGUGGAAAGCCGGUGGGAAAACGUUGAGGCUCCCGCGCCUUACACAUGUAAUGAGUGUGACAGGAGUUUCACUCGGAGUAGAAGCCUUAUCGAACAUCAGAAAAUCCACACUGGUGAGAAACCCUAUCAGUGUGACACAUGUGGGAAAGGCUUCACCCGAACUUCAUACCUUGUUCAACACCGGAGGAGCCAUGUUGGAAAGAAAGUUCUAUCACGGUGA
Felis catus (domestic cat) is the source of this 2406-nucleotide messenger RNA. RefSeq names its product zinc finger protein with KRAB and SCAN domains 4-like. Gene Ontology annotation, biological process: regulation of transcription by RNA polymerase II. Bases 601 to 2406 code for a protein of 601 amino acids. The transcript has 7 exons. Lineage: Eukaryota; Metazoa; Chordata; Mammalia; Carnivora; Felidae. Gene Ontology annotation, molecular function: RNA polymerase II cis-regulatory region sequence-specific DNA binding; DNA-binding transcription factor activity, RNA polymerase II-specific. The record is from RefSeq and is a predicted model, not a curated record.